UUACAUCAUCUUCAACAUGAAGAUAGCUGCAGUGCCAAUGCUUCUGACCCUGGCUCUUUGCCUCAUACAAGAUGCUGCAAGUGAAGGUGAAAAUCAGGAAACAUGCAAUGAAUAUAGGGCACUGAUGAAAAAUGGAAAACUGUUUUGUUCCCAAGAUAAAAACAUUUUUCAAAGCCCUGAUGGAACAGUGUUCAUCAACAAAUGUGCCACAUGCAAAAUGAUAUUAGAAAAAGAAGCAAAAUCCCAGAGAAGGGCCAGGCAUUUAGCAAGAGCCAGGGCUACUGCCCCAGCAAAGUUGAAUUGCAGUGAUUUCAAGAAAGGAGAAAGGGAUGAGGAUUUUAUCUGUACCUAUGAUAAUGCAGCUGUUUGUGGCACAGAUGGGAAAACGUACAGUAACAGAUGUACACUAUGUGCUGAGAACGCUAAAACCAGAUCUCAAGUUCGCAUAAAAGGUGAAGGAGCAUGUAAGAACAGUAAUCCAGAGCAGGAUAUAUGUAGUGAGUUUCGGCCUUAUGUGAAGGAUGCAAGACUUGGAUGCACAAAGGAACUUGAACCAGUUCUUGGUCCUGAUGGAAGGACACAUGACAAUAAGUGUCUGAUGUGUGCUGAGCUAUUCUUAAAAGAAGCUGAAGAAAAUGCCAAGCGAGAAGGUGAAACCAGAAUUCAACGAAGUGCUGAAAAGAAUGUCUGCAAGGAAUAUGAAAACCAAGUGAGGAAUGGAAGACUUCUUUGUACAUUCGAGUGGGAGCCAGUCUGUGGCCCUGAUGGCAGGAUGCAUAGCAGCAAGUGUGCCCUGUGUGCUGAAAUUUUCAGACAACGUCUUUCAGAAGAAAAAAAUAAAGCAGAUGAACCCCUGGGAAAGGCUAAAGAAAAAGUUAGAAGAGAAACUGAGAAACUCUGCAGUGAAUAUCAGGAUCAUGUAAAGAAUGGAAUACCUUUCUGUACCAGAGAAUAUAAACCUAUUUGUGGCCCAGAUGGGAAAAUGCAUGUCAACUUGUGUUCCAUGUGUCAAGUCUUCUACCAAGCAAAAGCUGAAGAAAAGAAAAAAGAUGAAGCAAAAGCUGAAGAAAAGAAAAAAGAUGAAGCAAAAGCAAGAAGUAAAAGAGAACCUGGAAAAGCAUGCUUAUAUGCAAAACGUGUGUCCAAAUUACCUUCUCUAUCUUGGCAGAAGCUGUGCAGUGAAUACCGCAAGUUUGUGAGAAAUGGAAAACUCAUUUGCACCAGAGAGAAUGACCCCGUCGAGGGCCCAGAUGGGAAAAUGCAUGACAACGCCUGCUCCAUGUGUGAGGCUUUCUUUCAACAAGAAGAAAGAGCAAGAACAAAGGCUAAAAGAGAAACUGCAAAGGAGCUGUGCAGUGAAUACCGUAACUAUGUGAGGAACGGACGUCUUCCCUGCACCAGAGAGAAUGACCCCAUCAAGGGCCCAGAUGGGAAAAUCCAUGGCAACACCUGCUCCAUGUGUGAGGCCUUCUUCCGGCAAGAAGCAAAAGAAAAAGAAGCGGAAUCCAGAAGAGCUAAGAGAGUAGCUGAAAAGGAUACAUGCAGUGAAUUUCGGAGCCUUCAGAAAAAUGGAAGUCUUUUCUGCACUCGAGAAAAUGAUCCUGUGCGUGGCCCAGAUGGCAAGACCCAUGGCAACAAGUGCGCCAUGUGCAAAGCAGUCCUCCAGAAAGAAGAUGAAGAAAGAAAGAGAAAAGAAAAGGAAGAUCAGAGAAAACCUGCAGGGCGUGGUUCCAAACGUGGCGGAAGAGGGAAAGCUCAGGACCCAUGUGCUGAGUAUCAGGGACAAAUGAAAAAUGGAACACUCGGCUGUACUCGGGAGGUUGAUCCUAUACGCAAUGCAAAUGGCAAAUUGUACAACAAUAAGUGUACCAUGUGUGAAGAGAAACUGCAAGGAGAAGCAGAGGCAAAAAAGAAGAAUCCUGGCUACAGAUCAAAUGGGAAUGUAUCAGCAUUAAGAAAGGAUGUAUGUGAUGAGUUUAGAAGUCAAAUGAAUAAUGGACAACUUACUUGCACCCGAGAAAGUGACCCUGUCAAGGGUCUAGAUGGCAAGACAUAUAGCAACACGUGUGCUAUGUGUAAGGAAAAACUGGCAAAGGAAGCAGCCGCAAGAAAACCGAAAGCACAGGACUACAUGAGAAACGCAGCUGAAGAGAACAAUGAAAAAGAGAACUCUGAGAUGUGCAAACACUACCGAGUAUUACCCAGGAUGGGUUACCUUUGUCCAAAGGUUUUACAGCCUGUCUGUGGUGAUGAUGGCCAGACAUACAGCAAUCCUUGCAAGCUCUGUCAUGAAAAUCUAAUACACCAAACUAAUACACACAUACUCAGGGAAGGAAGAUGUGAGGAGAAUAGCAACCCAGAAACAACACCUCUCAGCGUGCCAGCAUCUGUAAGUACACCGGCGUUCAUGAUUACAGUGUCAGAACCAGGUGGUUCUGCUUCUGUUCUCUUGAACUGA
Mesoplodon densirostris (Blainville's beaked whale) is the source of this 2458-nucleotide messenger RNA. RefSeq names its product serine protease inhibitor Kazal-type 5-like. Lineage: Eukaryota; Metazoa; Chordata; Mammalia; Artiodactyla; Ziphiidae. Gene Ontology annotation, molecular function: protein binding. The record is from RefSeq and is a predicted model, not a curated record. Bases 17 to 2458 code for a protein of 813 amino acids. The transcript has 24 exons.